AUUGCGUCACAGGAACUGGAUGGGUUUUCUUGCGUCUGAAAAGCAUGCUACCCUCGCACUGAUGUAUCUUGGAUAAAAACGCUUAAAUACACGCGUUUCUAUCUGCAUAUUCAGACAGCCAGGUGUUGACAUCAUGUUGCUCCGCAGUCUUGUUGGUUCCCUGACUCGUCAGUGGUCCCAAUUUGCCAGAUGUGCAGCUUCCCUCUCCUUACCUGCAGUAGGAGCACAGAGAUGCCUGUCCACCAUCACAGCUGCAGCAGUGCCGUUUAGAGCAGUGGUCAACCCGAUGUUCAAGCCACACACAGCAUUCCUCUCACCGCUGCUUGGACGAUGCCAGCAGCUUCUGUGUGUUCAACCAUCUGCUGGCAUGAAGACUAAAAGCGCUCUUAAAAAACGCUGUAACGAAUGCUUUUUUGUCCGCCGCCGUGGAAGACUGUUUGUUUUUUGCAAGGCCCAUCCCAGACACAAGCAGCGGCAGGGCUGAAUUAACUCAGACCUUAAGUGUGUGUGUAUAAUUGUUUAAUUGCCAUUGGCUGCUUCACAAAUGAAGAAUCACUUAAAUGGUGUAUUGAGCAUAUGGAGAUCAUAAAGUUUCUAAUAAAUAUUGACAGGCUGAAAA
Messenger RNA from Danio rerio (zebrafish), 619 nucleotides. It is a transcript of the gene mrpl36, whose product is annotated as mitochondrial ribosomal protein L36. Lineage: Eukaryota; Metazoa; Chordata; Actinopteri; Cypriniformes; Danionidae. Gene Ontology annotation, biological process: translation. The record is from RefSeq and is marked provisional. Gene Ontology annotation, cellular component: mitochondrion; ribosome. Gene Ontology annotation, molecular function: structural constituent of ribosome.